UACAACACUGCGCUAUUAACUCGUUUGAUGAAAACUGCUGGCUUUCUCGAUUUACAAUUUAGACAAAAAUUUUCAUUUUAUUUAUUUGUCGAUGAAGAUUUUAAAUUAAAGUCAAAGAAUCUUGUAGGCCUUUAAAUCAGAGAUCGGCAUUUCCGCCUGAAAUAUGAAUUAAAGAGUUUUAUGUACCCAAAGCGACCAAAAGAUUGUGAAUACGACCGCAGUAUUCCCGACCGGGAGGGAGCUCUAGAAAUGGAGCAACACAGCAAUCACAAUCAAUCGAAGUUGUUCAUCUGUUCGUCCGUUGAUCUUCGAGAUGAAUUGGAAGAGCGGUUUGAACGCGCCUACUUUAGUCUACAGCAGCAAAUAAAUGGACUCAAUGAUAAGGAUAUGCAUGACAUUUUGUCACAACUUGUGUGCAAGGAAAAACAGCAUGAAGAUAUAUCCAUCGGAUUUUUAUAUACAAUGCUAACUGACCCUGUCAUAGCACCCAAAGCCUAUAGAGAUUUGACACUGGUCGCACGAGAUGGUAUGAAUAUGGUAGUUUCAAACCUCACUAUGCUUGUAGCUGAAAAAUAUGGAAAACUAACUGAUGUGGCUCGCCGCCAGCUCAUAUGGCUGUUAAGAGAACUGGUAAAACAUCAAGUGCUUUUGGUAGAAAAUAUUGUGUGGAAUUGUCUUAGGCAAGCCGGCGGUGGCGAUGUGUCACUAAAAAAUAUAUUCUUAGUUGAAGGAUUGCUAGACAUAUUUAUCGACUAUCGUGCCUGGCUAGAGUCACAGGCUUUCUUAGUGCAAACUGUGGUGUAUAGCUAUGUGCGACUUAUAGAAGAUCAUGCAAGUCCUUCACUAACUGCACUACGACAAAAGGAAGUAAAAUUUAUAAUAACAUUAAUUCGUGACCGGUUCUUGGACAUAAUACCUUUGGGAAGGGACUUUGUAAGGCUAUUACAAAAUGUUGCACGAGUUCCAGAAUUUGAACAACUAUGGCGUGACAUUCUACAUAACCCAGAAAGUCUACAUCCAACAUUUACUGGAAUCUGGCAACUUUUGCAAACGCGUACAAGCAGACGUUUUUUACAAAGUCGUUUAACGCCCGAAAUUGAACGUAAAUUAACGUUCCUGGCGUCCUCAGUUAAAUUUGGAAAUCAAAAACGGUACCAGGACUGGUUCCAGGAUAAAUAUUUUGCCACACCAGAAUCCCAUAGUUUGCGCUCAGAUUUAAUAAGAUUUAUUAUAAAUGUCAUACAUCCGACGAAUGAUAUGCUGUGCUCGGAUAUCAUUCCUCGUUGGGCGAUCAUUGGAUGGCUUAUAUCAUCGUGUACAAAUCCGAUAGCGUUGGCUAAUGCUAAACUUUCACUUUUCUAUGAUUGGCUUUUUUUCGAUCCAAUCAAAGAUAAUAUAAUGAAUAUUGAACCGGGUAUUUUAGUAAUGUAUCAUUCAAUUCGAAAUCAUCCUUUUGUAAGCUGCACUCUACUGGAUUUCCUCUGUAGAAUUAUGAAAAAUUUUGAUAUACGUCACGAGGACAAGAUACGUAUGGGCGUUUACAAUUCGUUGAACAAAAUUCUGGAAAAGCAGGUCAUUCCAAAUUUGCAGCCGCUAUUCGAGUCGCCGAAAUUAGAUCGAGAGCUGCGCAAUUUGAUUCGAGAAAAUUUCCGUGAAUUCGUGUCCCCGCCAACCCAUACAACAGCACCAAUAGUGCCAAUUCCAGCGUUUAAAAAGGAAACGGAGCCGCGCGUAUCACAUCGCGGUCAAGCUGUAUUCGGUGGUCCAUUAGUACAACAACAUGACAUGCAACUACAAAAUAGCUUUCAAUUAAAUUCAAACGUAACUGACUUGACGGAAGUUCAAGGCAUUGAUGUUGUUGGUGGCAUAAUUGCAGCUAGUGGAAUCAGUAGUAUAAGUAGCUUGGAUGAGGAUAAUAAAUUAUCUGUUACACCAACCGAAACUAAUGAUACCGAAACCGAAGCUGCCUUUAGUGAAGAUGAUGAUGAUGUUGCGAAAGAUACCAAAAGCGAAGAGCUAACAGACGAUGAUGAUGAUUUGCCUCUAUCAAAAGUGCGUUUAAAAGAGAAGCCAAUACCAGAGAAAAUAGAUUUACCCGCCACAAUUAGUGACUCAUUCGAAACAUUCGUUACAAAACGUAAUUCCUUUACAUGGGAAGCAUUUUUGUUGGACUUUCGUACAUUGCCCGCAUCAGCAUUGGAUGAAGCACAGCUCAAUUAUGUGAUCUCGAAUACGCAUUUAAUAUUACGUGAAACAUUGCCGCAACAAAACAUUUUCACCGACAGUAAAACUGAUGAAAAAAAUCUGGCAAAAAGUAUAAGCUAUCCACUAUUUGGGCUAUUUCGAUUUCUCUAUGAAAAUGAUGAGAAGAGUAAAAAACCGUUUCAAACUUUACUCUCUGAAAUAUGCGAAAGAAUACCAGAAAUCGGUUAUUUAUUAUUAUACUUUAUGAAAGUCCAUGUCAAAUUACAAACACGUAAAAAUAGUCAACAAGCGACACAAUUUAAAACUCCAAUUUAUCGCCUUUUGUGCGAAGCUAGUGGCGAAAAAAUGGACGAAUGUCUGGCGCGAGAUUUGGAUAUGCUUGAAAAAGAAAGUACGACAAUUUUCCUGUGGUUGUUACCAGACAUUUAUCGCGAGUUCAAGAGUACAGCCAUUAACAACAAUGAAUUGCUACGUAUUACAUUGAGGUGUAUUGAUGCGAAGAACCUGCGUGAUUUGAUAUACUAUGUGGCACAAGGGAAACUGACACUAUUCAAGCAAGAUGGACUGAUAGACUGCAUGCGGGAAAGUUUAGUUUAUGAAACAUUUGAACAACUGAGCUUGUGGCAAUUGGUACAAGCACAUGAUGUUCCGCUUAAAUGUCUGCAGGAUAUUUUACCUGAACUUGAAUCGUCAAGUCAUCCGGAAGCGCUUAGCUAUAUGCUUUUAUGGCUCAAGAAUGAGGAGCCUACAAAUGAACUGAUACGACUAUUGCUCAGUAGAGAAACCAAGUCUCGAGGUGAUCCAUUCGUAACCUCGGCUUUGCGGUUCUGGUGCCAACGUGGUGAAGAAAAGUUGUCGGAAAUCAUAGCAUCACUGCUCACUUCAAAAUAUCCAAGCUCGUCGCCGAACAAGCGGAAAAGACAAACUAAGGGCAGCUCGGCAAUGAGCAGCUUACCGUCCGCUGAUCAGGUGUUGAGUCAUUUAGAGCACUAUCGACGUAGCUGCAGACAUGGUACAGGGACAGGCCUUUACGUUUACGAUACCAUGCAACGUGCAUUACAGGCAGCGUAUGCACACAGUAAUGAAAGCACAAAAAAGCAGUAUAGCGAUUUAUUCGCGCUGGCGGCAGAAGAUGAAACUACAGCAGUGGGGAGACGAGGUGGUAGCGGCCGUGGUAGAAAACCUCCGACUAGUAAAAAAGAUACAAACAACCAUAGCGCGAGUAGUAAGAAAAACUCGGAUCCCGUUAAAACCAUUUAUUCAUCAGAUGAAGAAUCAAGUGAAGAGGAUUGGCCCAAACAAAAAAUUUCACAAGCAAAGAAACGAAAAAAAGCCAUCAAUGAUUCUGACUGACAGUAUCAACAACACGGUUUUUAUUGUUAUGAUGUAGAUUCAUAUAGGAAUGAGAAAGAUUUUUCUAAUUAAAUUGUUUAAAUAUAAACUAAAAAGUAUAAACAAAAUGAAAAUUAAAUUUAUUACAG
Molecule: messenger RNA, 3686 nt
Organism: Ceratitis capitata (Mediterranean fruit fly)
Lineage: Eukaryota; Metazoa; Arthropoda; Insecta; Diptera; Tephritidae
Gene: IntS3
Product: integrator complex subunit 3 homolog
Exons: 9
Coding region: 181-3558 (1125 amino acids)
Cellular component (GO): cytoplasm
Source: RefSeq, a predicted model, not a curated record